AUGGUACUGAUUAAAGAACAAGCUCCUGAAGAAUGGAGGCCUGGUGUGGACCAGACAAACCCAGAACCCCUCAACAUAAAAGAGGAAGAGGAGGAACCUUGGACCACUCUGAAGGGAGAUCAACUCAAUGAAAAGGAGGAGGCUGAUGACACCAGCUCUUCUGUUACUUUAGUAUCUUUGAAGAGUGAAGAUGAUGAGGAGAAGCUUCUGUUCUCAAAGCUUUAUCAGUAUCAAAUAGAGGACAGUGACCUACUAGCCAGCAGCUCAGCUUGUCAGAUGGAAGCAGCAGUCGAUGGAGAGGACUGUGAAGGAACACAAACUAGCAGGAACACAGAUGUAAAUACUCACAAAGACAGUUCCAGCUCUUCAGAGACUGAACUCAGUGAGGAGUAUGAAGAAGACGAGGAUGUAAACAAUCUUGACUCUCGGCUAAAGAACGUGUCAGACUCUGGGUCAGAAAAUGAAGACAGUGACAAAGAGUGGAAGGAGAUCAGGGCUCCAGAGUCAGAUACAGGAGAGAAACCAUUUACUUGUGAUGUUUGUGGUCAAAGGUUUAGCCACAAGCCGAGUUUAACUAGACACAUGAGAAUCCACUCUGGAGACAAGCUGUUUGCUUGUGACGUUUGUGGACAAAACUUUAGGCAGACCUCUCAUUUAAAUACCCACCUAAGAGUCCACACAGGAGACAAACCAUUUGCUUGUAAUGUUUGUGGACAACGAUUUAGCCAUAAGACAUCUUUAAACACACAUGCAAGAGUCCACACAGGAGACAAACCAUUUCCUUGUGCUGUUUGUGGGCAAAGAUAUAGUCGAAAGACAUCUCUUAACACACACAUGAGAAUUCACACAGGAGACAAACCGUAUCCUUGUCGCGCUUGUGGGCGAAGAUUUAGACGAAAUGCCUCAUUAAAUUUACACAUGAGAGUCCACACUGGAGAUAAACCAUUUGCCUGUGAUGUUUGUGGACUAAGAUUUAGUCAUAAGUCAUCUUUCAACAUGCACGCAAGAGUCCACACUAGAGACAAACCAUUUCCUUGUUCACUUUGUGGUCACAGAUUUAGCCGCAAAACAAAUUUAAAUGCACACAUGAGAUUUCACACUGGAGUCAAACCAUUCCCAUGUGAUAUUUGUGGACAAAGCUUUCGGCAAAUGUCACAUUUAAAGUCACACAUUAGAAUCCACACAGGAGAC
Nematolebias whitei (Rio pearlfish) is the source of this 1191-nucleotide messenger RNA. Its product is annotated as zinc finger protein 664-like. Lineage: Eukaryota; Metazoa; Chordata; Actinopteri; Cyprinodontiformes; Rivulidae. The annotation marks the transcript as partial. The record is from RefSeq and is a predicted model, not a curated record. Gene Ontology annotation, molecular function: DNA-binding transcription factor activity; RNA polymerase II cis-regulatory region sequence-specific DNA binding. The transcript is spliced from 2 exons. Gene Ontology annotation, biological process: regulation of transcription by RNA polymerase II.